This is a messenger RNA of Pochonia chlamydosporia 170, 519 nucleotides long. Its product is annotated as electron transfer DM13 domain-containing protein. The transcript has a single exon. The record is from RefSeq and is a predicted model, not a curated record. The coding region runs from base 1 to 519 and encodes 172 amino acids. NCBI's taxonomy places the organism in Eukaryota, Fungi, Ascomycota, Sordariomycetes, Hypocreales, Clavicipitaceae.
AUGUUCCAGGCUCUGUCUCUCCUUUCUCUACUUGCUACUUCUGCUUUGGCGGCGGAUGUUGGCGCAUCUGGCAAACUGGAUGGCAAGGAUGGUGGACUCGGUGGUACUGUCAAGGUCCUGAACGAGAGCGCCAUCGAGAUUACUGGAUAUACCCUCAAAGAUGCAUCUGCGCCGGCACUAUACUGGUGGGGUUCGACAAACGACAAGCUUUCUUCAGGAUUCCGAAUCAACAACGAGCGAGUCGAUAAGCCUGCAUCAACAGACAGUAUUAUUAUUCCCCUCGAUGCAGGCAAGAAGCCAGCAGACUUUGAGGUGGUUGGUCUAUGGUGCGAGAAGCUGAGUGCCAACUUUGGCCAGGCAAAACUGUCAAAGGACGGAUCUGGAAGUGGUUCUGCCACUACCUCUGGUUCAGGAUCUCAACCGACUAAAAUGGGUGGUGCUGCCGGGUUUGCGAGUCCUCAGGUUCCUACUAUUCUAGCUUUUCUUUCAGUUGUUCUAUUUGCGUCCCAGCUUGUUUAA